This is a messenger RNA of Prorocentrum cordatum, 762 nucleotides long. NCBI's taxonomy places the organism in Eukaryota, Dinophyceae, Prorocentrales, Prorocentraceae. The record is from the annotation of a GenBank genome assembly.
AUGGGCCCCAGGAACCUCCACGGCGGCCUCGCGGCCUUUGCGGCCGCCCACAACGCCAGCUGGCAGCGGGAGCUGCGGCGGCACCUGGAGUUCCACCUGCGGCGCUACGACGGCGACGCCUCGCUGGCGCCCCUGCGGGAGGCCUGGCGCGCCAACCGCGAGCGGAAUCCGAAGACCCCAGUGUGGUGGACCCCGCUGCCGAGCUGCCGCAGCGAGUACGGGACCGCAAGCGAGGACACCGACUGCUCGGCAGACAGGGACCUCAGCGCGGAACUCGCGGGGGGGUCCUUUGUGGCGCUGUCCGUUCUGCGCGUCAAGAUGUCGGAAUACGUCGCCCUCACGGCGCACAUCGAGAUGCUGGACAUCCUCGAAGGCAGCCGCAGCUGGAAGACGUCGCUGAUGACGGCGACGGGGCUGUCGGAGGCGCUUCCAGACGCCCUGAAGAAGCGCCAGCAGGCUAUGUUCGAGAAGAUGGCGACCGAUUCCCGUGUCCCCGCCACCACCCCCGACGCCCCCACCGAGCCCCUGGGCCCCGCUGGCGUUGGCUACUCGUGCCUGGUGGUUGCCCUCAUGUGCAGCGUGGCUCUCCUGCUCGUCCUGCGCCACCGGCCGUGCAGAACAAAACAAAGCAUUGAUCUCUGGGCGCAGUCGGCUUCGGCGACCCUGAGGCCGAUGCGCCUGAAGCGGGGGCGCUGCUUAUUGGGCACACGAUCUCCCGCCUUCACCAGUUUCGCCGAGCUUGGGUGCGGUUUGAAACGCUGA